AUGGCGAUAUCCAUUAGCAAAUGGGCCGAUGGCCCCUUGGAACUUAUUGAGACCCCCUCCGCUACGAGGCAAAUAGCUGAUCAUCCGGCCCACUAUGUCGCCAACGAGAUGGCCUUCGCCCAUAACGCUAUGCUCCGUGGUCUAAACGCCAUAUACUUGCAAGCGCCCUACAUACCAAGGGCUGACGUAGCCGAUUUUCUCUUUUUUGUAGCCUCGUGGGCUAGUUGGGUACAUGAUCAUCAUAUUCUCGAGGAGACGCGCAUGUUUCCAGGCUUCGAGCGCAUUCCCGGUAUUCGGCCCGGGCAGCUCUCGCAGAACAUCGAGCAGCAUCAUCUGUUCUCCGCUGGUCUUGAUGAUCUUAAGAAAUACGCUACAAAUACAACCGCAGUUGAGUACGAUGGUAAAACACUGCGUGAGCUCAUUGGUAGUUUUUCUACACAUAUGCGCCAACAUCUGGCAGAUGAAAUCGACACACUCUGGAGCCUCGAGUGCUGCGAGAAAGGACAGGAGAAAAACCUGCUAAAGGUGUAUAAGGACUGCGAAGCAGAAGCAGCUAAGCAAGACAAGACAGUCGUGCCACCCAUGGUACUCGGGUUGUGCGAUAAGACGUUUCAGGGUGGCAAUAGCUGGCCUGCCAUACCUAUGGGCUCGGAAUACAUUGUGCACUAUAUAUUUGGUAGGAAGCAUAGAGGCGCGUGGAGGUUUUUGCCGUCCGACACAUUUCGAAGACCAAGAAUGUUACCAUUUUUGGGCAAUGACAAAUAA
Trichoderma virens Gv29-8 is the source of this 765-nucleotide messenger RNA. RefSeq lists its product as uncharacterized. The coding region runs from base 1 to 765 and encodes 254 amino acids. The transcript has 2 exons. The record is from RefSeq and is a predicted model, not a curated record. Lineage: Eukaryota; Fungi; Ascomycota; Sordariomycetes; Hypocreales; Hypocreaceae.